Molecule: messenger RNA, 609 nt
Organism: Geodia barretti
Lineage: Eukaryota; Metazoa; Porifera; Demospongiae; Tetractinellida; Geodiidae
Source: the annotation of a GenBank genome assembly
CCCAACAGCAGAAUGUGUGGGUGGAUCCAGAGACUCAAACCUCUACUGGAUGCCUACACUGGUCCCUACAAGAACAAGUACCACUUCUGGACUGGGUUCCUACUCCUUGUGAGAUUUGCUCUCUUCACUUCCUUUGCAGCAAAUUUUGAAAACAAUCCUAUACUGAACUUUACGCUGAUCAUAACUGUCUCCAGCAUUCUCAUGAUAGGAAUUCAGAAAGGUAUAUACCAGAAGAAAGUUAUUGGUUUGCUUGAGAGUUCAGUGUAUUUAAACCUAAUCCUCUUCUCAGCAUUCACAAUUCUGUCAAUGAAGUCAGAUCCAACACAGAAAACUCUUGUCGUGUGUGUGUUUGGUGGGUGGGCUUUCCUGACACUAGUGGGCAUCAUCCUCUAUCAUGGCUACAAGAACUGGCUUAAAGACUCUCUUCUAUUGGGCCACUUGCAAGUGUGGUUCUAUGCAAGGUUGAGGGACAGUGGUGAUCCUAGCAGAGCAGUCAUACGACCACUGAUCAUCGGGAGAGAUGGAAAUGAUGUGUCACAGGAAAGUGAUAGUGAGUUCGAGUCUGGAGAGGAACUUAGUGACCAAGUCACUCCACAGCUUCGGGAGUCC